AUGUCGCGUAAGUACGAGCCCGACGCGGUGGCGGACACCCCCGCCGCCGCCUCCUGGACGCACGCCCUGGCUGGGUACGACGAGACGCUUCGUUCUCGCGGCUCGACGUUCCGUCUGACGUUUCCGCUCGAUCAGUUCAAGCGCCCCAUCCACGAUCCUCGGUCGACGUCUCGCGCCACCGCGCUCGCGUCCGCGGCGUGGUACCUGGGCGUGUUCGCCUUCGCGGCGUUCGCCGUCUACGCGCACGUCACGCGCCCGACCGUGACGAACCUGGUCCUCCUGCCCUCGACCGCGCUCCCCCCGCUCCCGCUCACGCUUCGCACGCGAUGCUCCUCCCCGUGGGCGUGCACGCCGGGCGCGACGCCGCUCCCCGGCGCGACGCACAUCGGCCCGUGCCGGUACGAGAACCCCUACAACCGCACGUACGCGUGCGCGAAGCACGCGCACAACAUCCUGGACGGCCCCGAGCUCGACGCGAACGGCGCCGAGGUCUGGCCCAACCUCACCGACACCCCCACGAGCGCCGGCGCCGGCGGACGCCGACGUCUCCUCAACGACCACCUGUGGACGUGGACGCGCGCGGCGACGGCGACGCAGGCGUACAAGUCCCCCACCUCGCGGUGCGACGCCGAGCGCGUCGCCACGGUCACGAGCUGGGGCGCGGAGGCGAGCGCCCUGGACCUCACAGACGCCGACCCGCGCGUGUACGCCGGCUUCGACCCCGACGCGAUGGCGCGCCGCGCCCGGGAUCCGAACGCCGCGGUGGACGAGCUCUUCGCCGCGCUCGACGAGGACGCGUCGGGCUUCCUCGACGGCGCCGAGCUGGACGUCCUCGGUCCGUUCGCGAGGAUCAUGCUCAAGCUGAAUAACUUCGGGGACUACCACGAGGGGAACGCGACGUUCGCGGGCGGGUUCAAGGACAUCGAGGAUUUCACCGGGCCCGGGUCGACGACGGGCGUGAUCGAGCGGGGGGUGGUGGACGAGAUGCGGACGUACUUGGCCGGGUUCGGGUACGAGUGCACGUGGUGCGUCACGGUGGACGACUACAGGAACGCCCUGCGAUACGUCUGGGACUCGACCAAGGCGAACUGGAACGGGUUCGUCGCGAACGUCGACCCGCUGUACCACCCGUGGAGCUACGUCUUAUCCGGCGACGCGUUUUACCCGACGACGAGCGUCGGCGUGGACGCGUUCCCGAAGGACGGGCGCGUGUCCCCCGCGGAGCUCCGCGAGGCGUUUCGGUACAUGCUCGCGCACCAGACGGUCACCCCGUGGGCGGUGGCGCAGGCGGUGAGCGCGGCGCUGGACGCGAACCCCGACGCGGCGGAGUCCGCGGCGAUGCAGCUGUGCAGCGCGGACGUCGCCGCGGGAGACGACGCGCUGGGCGGGAUCCUGGUCGAGACGACGUUCCCCCCGGGGUGCCCGUACGGAUCGGAGAGCUGCGACACGCGGCUGACGAUCGAGCUCGGCGACGGGAAGGCGAACGGGAUGGCGCUCCGAUUAGACCUCGAGCCGGGGCAGAGGAAGGCGGUGCAGGUGGGGGUGACGGUGCGGCGGGAGCGGGGGAAGCCGGACGCGUACGAGCUUCGCGCGGACGAUCUCUUCUACGUCGGGAAGAACGACGACCGGAGGGCGAGUCUCCGCGUCGGGGUGAAGCAGUACGCCGAGGCGCUCGACACGGCCAGGCCGGGGACGUGGCUCACCGUGUUCGCCGCCGUCGGGGGGUUCGCGAGCCUGUCGCUCUCGAUCCUCUCGCUGGGGGUCGGGGCGAUCGCCGCCCUCGCGGAGAGGAGCGAGUCCGCGUGCGCGUGCCUCGGCGACGCCUUCGGGAGGGGAUGA
This is a messenger RNA of Micromonas commoda, 1839 nucleotides long. RefSeq lists its product with no specific name. Lineage: Eukaryota; Viridiplantae; Chlorophyta; Mamiellophyceae; Mamiellales; Mamiellaceae. The record is from RefSeq and is a predicted model, not a curated record. The transcript has a single exon. Bases 1 to 1839 code for a protein of 612 amino acids.